AUGAAACUGAAAGUGACUACUGCAUUGCUCAUGAUGUUUAUUGUUGGGGAUUUGUGUGAAAAUUCGUCUUAUAUUAAUAAUAAAUUUCGAAUUCCGAUGCAUCGUAUUCGACGACCAUUCUGUAACAGAAUGGAUUAUACAGCGUCCAUAAAAACAAUGAAGAACCAAAAACGCGCUUUAAACACUCAUCAGAGAGCUUCUAUAGGACUUUCGUCGGUUCCUGAAAAUCUCACCAGUGUGCUUGAUAUGUACUUUAUGGGAUCGAUCUCAAUCGGAACGCCACCUCAAAAUUUUCUUGUCGAUUUCGAUACAGGCUCUUCCGAUCUGUGGAUACCAUCAAGUCUAUGUCAAGCAUCUUGCGGUAGCUUCAAUAAAUAUAAUUCAUCAAUGUCACCGACAUAUGUGGCAAAUGGAGCAAACUUCUCAGUAGUGUAUGGUGACGGUACUGGUGCCGCUGGAUUUCUUAGUAUUGACACUGUAACGACAUUUGCUGAAUGCACAUACCUUCAGGGUAUGUCGGGUCGUGCCAAUGACGGUCUGAUGGGUCUUGCUUAUCCAGACUUGGCUGUGGAUCGUGGAAGACCAGUCUUCUACAACAUGUGGAAUCAAAGUCUUAUUCCACAACCUAUUUUUUCUUUCUAUUUAAAUCCUGAUAUUAAUGCCACAUUCGGUGGAGAGCUUAUAUUCGGUGGCGUGGAUGCUAGUAAAUAUACAGGCUCUAUUACUUAUGUACAUGUUUCAACUGAAGGAUUUUGGGAGUUUCCAUUGGAUAGUGUGUACCUCGGUUCAACUAACAUUAGUUCAUCGACAUAUGCAAUUGCUGAUACGGGUACAGCAUUAAUUCGCGCACCUUCAGCUGCAUUCAAUUUAUUGAAUAGUAUCCUAGGGGCAACAUAUGAUCCAACAACUAAAUUUUAUGCAGUUAAUUGCAGAUCGGGUUCAUUAUCUUCGUUUCCGAAUAUUACCUUCACCAUAAAUAACACAGCAUUUAUCUUAACGCCAGUUCAGUAUCUACUCGUUGUUAAGAUCUCAUCAAGCCAGUACAUCUGUUAUAGUGUUCUCACUUUAUCAAACGCCAUCGAUUCGAAUGGGAAUCAUGUUUGGGUUUUAGGCGAUUUCUUUCUUUAUCGUUUUUAUUCAGUUUUCGACAUAAUAAACAAUCAAGUAGGUUUUGCUACGUCGAUAUCGUACAACUAUACGCAAAUCCUUAGUCCAUCUUUGUUUUUAUCAACAACUGCAACAACAAGUACAACAACAUCUACAACAACAAUGCAAAUGAACUCGAUGUCUAAUGGAGCAAUCAUUCUUGUUUAUGGACAAGAAAUUCUAUUUUACUUUGUCACUUUAGCAACACUGAUGUUUAAUUACAAGUAA
Molecule: messenger RNA, 1374 nt
Organism: Rotaria socialis
Lineage: Eukaryota; Metazoa; Rotifera; Eurotatoria; Philodinida; Philodinidae
Source: the annotation of a GenBank genome assembly